Messenger RNA from Plectropomus leopardus (leopard coralgrouper), 597 nucleotides. The record is from RefSeq and is a predicted model, not a curated record. NCBI's taxonomy places the organism in Eukaryota, Metazoa, Chordata, Actinopteri, Perciformes, Serranidae.
AGGGGCAAAGGAGAUCUUGAAACUGAGGGCUGAAAAUAAGAUCAGAGCGUCCAGAGGGGAUGUUUCUGGUGACCUCCAGUCCUCCAGGAGUAGUGCUCUGUGUUACCUGGGCGCAGGUGGAGGUUUGGUUCCGGGGCUGCAGUCCUACCUGCUUGCAAAUGGUGGCCGCUCCAGUCCAGGAGGGUCCAGCCUUCCCACGGACUCCCCUCCCUCUCACCCUCCAACCGAGGAGGAGAUGGAGGAGGAUUACUACGGGAGCACCACUCACUCUGGACUCUACCAACACAUCUACGGGCAUCCUGGAAACCCCUACAUCCAAGAGAAGAUGGAGAUGCUGUCCCUCCCAUUGGCCAAUGAGCGUCGGCCCUGUGUGCUGGUUGGUCGGGACAACAUGGCCCUCCCUGCCAGUCUGAUCAGUCAGAUCGGGUAUCGCUGCCACCCAUCGCUCUACACUGAGGGCGACCCGGGAGAGAAGGUGGAGCUGGUGGCAGGUUCAGGUGUGUUCAUGACUCGAGGUCAGCUGAUGAACUGUCACCUGUGUGCCGGAGUCAAACACAAGGUGCUGCUCAGGAGACUGCUGGCCACGUUCUUCGACAG